Molecule: messenger RNA, 2214 nt
Organism: Melanotaenia boesemani (Boeseman's rainbowfish)
Lineage: Eukaryota; Metazoa; Chordata; Actinopteri; Atheriniformes; Melanotaeniidae
Gene: tuft1b
Product: tuftelin 1b
Exons: 13
Coding region: 42-1190 (382 amino acids)
Biological process (GO): intracellular signal transduction
Cellular component (GO): intracellular anatomical structure
Source: RefSeq, a predicted model, not a curated record
GAGACACGCAGCGCAACACGCUCGAGCUUUCCGAUGAGAAGAUGAGCGGUGUCGCGAGGCGGCUGGUGGAAAAUGGAGAAGAGGAGAAGAAAACUAACGAACGCUGCAGACAGCUCAGACUUGCCCUACAAGGUCAGGAUCCAUCAGGCUACACGUCAGACCGGCACAGCAGUAAGGAGAGCAGUAUAGCAGUUGUGUUGCCACAGAAACCCAAAGAGCAGAAACAAACACUCAAACUCAUCUCUCCCACUGAAGAACAAGUUGAAGUCAUCAAGAUCUACCUUAAAGCACGCCCAGAGGCCGAAGAGAGUGUGAAGAUGCUGACAGACGAGGUGUCGCAGAUUCAGGAGGUGAGAUACUGUCUGAAGACUCUGAGAGAGCAGAUGGCUGCCAGACAAAACAGCAAUAACAACAAGUAUCCAGCAAAUGGCUUCAGGGUCAACAUGCUCAGCAACCAGCCAGCUGUCUCCAACGGCAACACCACCCCCCCUGAUGCUCAAGUCGGGGAUAUUCAGGAGGAGAGCGUGAAGCUCAGGGAGGCAACCAAGCAUUUGUAUGCACAGCUGAAGGAGAUGGAGAAGCAGCAUCAGGAAGAGAGGGACAGACUGCAGGCCGAGGCAAAUGAUUAUCUUACUCGUCUUACCGAGCAGUCAGAGCGGCUGGAGAAGACAGAGCAGCAGUCGGAGGAGAGGGGUCAACAGCUGGCAGAGCUGCAGAGGCUGUUGGGAAGCAUGGAGAUUGAGAGUGGCAUUCUCAAAGACGAGAUGGCUGCAGGGGAAGCUGAACUGCUGCAGCUGAAAGCAAACAAAGAGGAAGGAGCAGAAAAGGAAAAAAGGUGUGCAGAGCUCGAGAAGGAGGUGGCUGUCCUGAAAGAAAAGAUUCAUCACCUUGACGACAUGUUGAAGAGUCAGCAGAGGAAGGUCCGCCACAUGAUUGAGCAGCUGCAGAACUCACGGAUAAUCCUACAAGAGAGGGAUCGAGUCAUCAGAGACUUGGAGGAGAAGGUGGCUUUCCUGGAAGCUGAGAACAAGGAAAUGCAUGACCACAUGGAGUACUUCAUGGCUGGCCAGAACCCUCCACCCCGCUCAACAGAGAACAAGCCAGAGAUCAUUUAUAGCAAACCUCUCACACCGACAACACCAACCACCAAAGCCCUCCCGUUCAUCAAGGUCAUUGAGAUCAAGUCUUGAGUGGAGCAGCAACCAAAUAAAUGAUAAGAAGAAAAAUACUGUGUAAAUAUAUAUUUAACCACCCACCAGUAUAGAAGUAGAUCUGCAGUGGUAAGAAAUUUUUAUUUUAAGACUUUGUGCAAACUUCUUGAUAACUUUGGAGUUUUCUACAUACAUUUUGUUGGUUUUCUGAGUGUCAAAACAGAUUAUAAACAGAUUGAGAAAACAAGAGCAAAAAUCCUAAAAAAGAAACAGAGAAACUGUGCAAUGCCAGAAAUAUACUGAAUUUCUUGGAUGCUGUAUAUAGCCUCAAGUCUGUACAGCCUGUGCUGUCAGAAUGACUCUAGGAUGCAGUAAAAAUUGCAAGAGCUCAGUGAAGCUUUAUUUGAACCUCAAAAACUUUCUCAUGCAGAAUCUGAAUAAGCUGCUUCAGCCAUUUAAUAUAAAAGUCAGUCAAAGACCAUUUUCACUCAUAUAGGUCAGGUGUGCAGAUAAUCACUGUGUGCUCAAUGUUUUCACCUCCUAUGAAUCCUGUAGUCUAUUCAACAAUGUUCCCUCAGGGGUGACAGUCAAAGUACUUUCCACCACAUUACUAACAGCAGGUAAUAUGUGUUUAGACUAGAUUUACUUUUAACAUUAACAUAUUUGUCCAACAAUAAAGUAGGCCAAAUAUUGACAUAGCAUUAAAUGUUUAAACAUUUUUACUUUAGUUUUUAGAUGUAGGAAAAAAUAGGUGAUUUCCUUAUCCACUCUGCCACGUCCUGCUUCUGCUCAGGCCUGUUUUGUGCUAAAAUGUUUUAUAUUUAACAUUGUUAACAUUAUUCUGCAUUGUUUGCACAAGAUUCACAAUUUCUUUUUGUAAACAAUGUUGUAGUGCAGUGAGUUUUUAUAAUGUAAUUUACUGUGAACAUUGUAGAUACACUGAAGUUUAGUCUGUUCUUUUACUGUAGCCUUUGUUCAGUCUAUUUAAACGUAAUAAAGAAAGAAAGCACUACAAUGGGACUCGUCUUGUAGUUUCACAACUUCAACUUUGUCAUGUGUUGCU